Colletes gigas is the source of this 925-nucleotide messenger RNA. RefSeq names its product nuclear transcription factor Y subunit B-4 (gene Nf-YB). Gene Ontology annotation, molecular function: DNA-binding transcription activator activity, RNA polymerase II-specific; protein heterodimerization activity; RNA polymerase II cis-regulatory region sequence-specific DNA binding. The record is from RefSeq and is a predicted model, not a curated record. Gene Ontology annotation, biological process: regulation of transcription by RNA polymerase II. Gene Ontology annotation, cellular component: nucleus; CCAAT-binding factor complex. The coding region runs from base 144 to 806 and encodes 220 amino acids. Lineage: Eukaryota; Metazoa; Arthropoda; Insecta; Hymenoptera; Colletidae. The transcript is spliced from 2 exons.
CAUUUAACACACGAUGUCGGUCUCUAUGUUCGGACUUGUUUAUGUCAAAAAAAUGCAAUAAAGCACUGUGAAAACAAAGCUACGAACAGGUUAAGAGAAUUCAAAGUAUUUCAGUUGUGUACUUAGUGUAAGUCGAGUUAAAAAUGGAAAACAGUGGUGAAAGUGGCGACGACGGGGGACCUUUAGGACCGACUGCGUUCCUCAGCGGAGGCGGUGUUUCGACAUCGUAUAUCGGAGUUCAAUCGGAUGACAUGGAAGAUGAUCCCGAAAAUACGGAUGAUUCUAAUCACGGGGCAAGCGAUCCGCUACAAGGAACUGGAGGCAGCGGUGGUGGCGGCCCUCUACGCGAACAGGAUCGGUUCCUUCCUAUAGCGAACGUUGCGAAAAUCAUGAAAAGGGCGAUACCGGAAACGGGAAAGAUAGCUAAAGAUGCACGCGAGUGUGUUCAAGAGUGUGUAUCCGAAUUCAUAUCAUUUAUCACGUCCGAGGCGAGCGAUCGGUGUCAUAUGGAGAAACGCAAAACUAUUAACGGCGAAGACAUUCUGUUCGCAAUGACGACGCUCGGUUUCGAUAAUUACGUGGAACCGUUGAAAGUAUAUCUGCAAAAGUAUCGGGAAGCAACGAAAGGAGAUAAUCCUCCGGGUAGUGGUACGCCAUCGGGCAAUGGUAAAACUGAACCGCAAGGAACAAUAUACGAAGAUCAGCUGUUUGCCAUUGCUGCGACCGCAUCUAGUGCCACCACUUCCGACACACCGGUUAUAUACAGUUAUACGUCCACCGAUCAAAUGCAGUUCCAGCUUUCCUGAUCAGUGCAGUUUCAAGUGAUGUUAAUAUAAAUUAUUUGAUGUGAAACGCGAUCCACAGAACAGCUACCAUGACUGUGCGUAUCAUCACGCGUGAUUGCGUUCUGUAAAAACAUAAAGCA